CCAGUGUACUCGCCUCUGCAACAGCGGCGGCGGCGAGCGUGUGAUUCCUCCUAGGCAGGCAGGAUUAAGCGAGUGAUUAGCGAGGUGUUUAGCGUGUAAUCGCGGGUUUAGUCGCUUCGGCGAGCCGCUAAUUAUUGGGGGUUAACGAGGAGUGGUCCAUUUGUCGCGUGGUGGAGGGCGCGGUCGGGAUCGGGUGCGUCCGGUCCGGGCCGACCUGACACCGCACGAGGAUAUAACCGGUUCGUCUUUGGAUAGGAGUAAGGCGACCGUGUCGUGGCGAGGCAGUCGCCGACGAGAGCGAGAGAGCGUGUCACGGCGGCGGCGCACGCGUAUGAGUAUGAGGCGGUUGGGCAGCGGCAAUGCCGGCGGCGGCGCGGCAGUGGCCGGAGAGUGGGAUGGUGGUGGCAUUGCGGGGAGGAUGAGGGGGGUGAACGCGGGGAUCAUGGACGAGAAGGUGCUGGAGCUGGUGUUCCGGGCGCUGAACUGGGACCCGAGGGAGCUGUGCGUGGUGGCGAGGGUGAGCCGGCGGCUGCGGGCGGUGGCGGAGCGGGUGCUGUGGCGGGAGCUCUGCGUGUCGAGGGCGCCGCGGAUGGUGUCGGCGCUGUCGGGCCCGACCGCGGCGGUGGCGGCGGCGGCGGGGCGCAUCGGGGGAGGCUGGCCGGCGAUGGCGAAGCUGCUCUUCUUCUGCUGCGGCGCGGCGGGCGCCGCCGUGCCGGGCCACUUCGCGCCCGUGUCGCGGUUCUCCAAGACGUCGGGCCGGAGCUUCCUGUCGCGGCGGUGCGCGGGGGACCUGCUGUUCGUGUCGGACCCGUGCGAGCACGCCGCCGGCGCCGCGUCCGACGACGACGUCGUGGGCGCGUACCGCGGCGUGUACCGCGGGUUCAUGCGGUCGCGGACGCGCGCCUUCCUCGUCGGCCACCGCGCCCCGCUGGAGCCGCGCGUCCGCUGCCCCUACUGCGGCGCCCGCGUGUGGAGCAUGACCGCCGCGGGGCUCGCGCCGCGCAGCGCGUGCCGCUGGCUCGGCGCCAACGAGGGCCGUCUCGAGUACUUCGUCUGCGUCAGCGGCCACCUCCACGGCAGCUGCUGGCUCGCCCGCCUCUCCUCCUCCUCCUCCUCCAGCGACGGCGAGCGCAGCGCCGACUCCGACUCCAACCACAGCGACGACGAGACAUUCGCCGCCGCCGACGUGAGCCUCCCACUUCCUCCAGCCGGCCGCGUGCCAGCCCGGCGCCUCCGAGGCAGGCCCGCCAUGUGAAGCAAUACCGGUAGUUUUUUUUUUUACCUCCAUUUUUUCACUGUUUACGCAGCUCAGGUCAGCUGUUUUUACCGGAUCAGAAGCAGAUCAGGAGGAUUGCACUGUGCUUUGCGCCUUUUGUGAAUUGUGCCUUUCACUUCACAUGUAGUUGUACGUUGAUUAGUUCCUAAUCGCGUAGUGGGCGCGGCGUGCGAGAGCAUAUGGCAUCGCUCCACUUUUGCUCGGGACGAUCUGAUUCCCGCGUGAUGUUUGGCACGGCGCAUUUCAGAUGACGAGGUGCCUGCACAAUACUUGCAAUUCGGGAUGAGAUCCUUCUCGAUCGAGCGGUUUCUGACUGGCAGCUGCAUAGCAUAGAUGUAUUUUUCUCUGAUGUAUUGUGUACAGUUGUGUUAACAUUGCUCGAGUCAGCACUGCACAGCAAUUUAGCUCGAGAUUUGUCUGUUAGAUCACGGUAAUGGAUUACUAGGGAGUUAUAAACAGGGAGAGUCAUUUGUAUGUUAGAUACUGCUCCCUGUAAGUCGCAGAGGGGUAAAACGACUUGAAUCCUGUAACAGAGGUAGAAGUACUACUCCAUUGCAGUAGUACAUGAUGAUGAUACAGUACUAAAGUAGUUGUUGAUUUGUACAGUACAAUGCUGUACAGACAACAGACAAGAGGUUGCAUAGGCGCCCGACCAUCUAA
This is a messenger RNA of Oryza sativa Japonica Group (Japanese rice), 1936 nucleotides long. Its product is annotated as EID1-like F-box protein 3. Lineage: Eukaryota; Viridiplantae; Streptophyta; Magnoliopsida; Poales; Poaceae. Gene Ontology annotation, molecular function: protein binding. The record is from RefSeq and is a predicted model, not a curated record.